Molecule: messenger RNA, 1167 nt
Organism: Pundamilia nyererei
Lineage: Eukaryota; Metazoa; Chordata; Actinopteri; Cichliformes; Cichlidae
Product: olfactory receptor 13C5
Exons: 1
Coding region: 1-1167 (388 amino acids)
Biological process (GO): detection of chemical stimulus involved in sensory perception of smell; G protein-coupled receptor signaling pathway
Cellular component (GO): membrane
Molecular function (GO): odorant binding; G protein-coupled receptor activity; olfactory receptor activity
Source: RefSeq, a predicted model, not a curated record
AUGACAGCUGUGCUGGAGACGGAGGCGCACAACCUCACUGAGGAGCGCGACAGCUUCAGCCAGGAGAACCAAACUAACCCACACGCGGCUGGACAGCUGAACAAUGCCAACUGCCUGUUUCUGUCUAUAGUACCUGAAGGACAGGCGGUUUCAGUGCUGAUUUGCUUUUUUGUCUUGCUGACCGCCUUGUCGUGCUUUGUGAACGCGCUUACUCUGUUCGGCCUCGGACAGUCGGAGGAGUUUUCCUGGCAGCCGCGCUUCAUCCUGCUCAAGAACCUGAUUUUCAGCGACCUGGUGCAGACUGCGACCUUUGGCCCGGCGGUCGUCCACUCACUAAUCCAGCGCCGCACGAUGGCGUUCAACGGAUGGUGUUACGUUCAGUACUUUUUGGGUGGAGUCUCUGUCUUCUGUAGUCUCGUUACUAUAACUUGCAUGGCGUUGGAGCGAUACAUAUACGUCUGUCAUGCCAUCCGGUACUUGCCAAUUUUCACUAAGAUCCGCCUGCGGGGUGUCCUGGGGGGAAUCUGGCUGUACUCGGUUUUCAUCGGCGUCUCUGAAAUUGUGCUGCUGCACACCGGGAGAGGAGAGGAUGAUGAAACGGUCACCACGGGGCUUAUGUGCGAGCCAGAUGUUGUGGAACAGCACCUGGGGUUCCCCCGUGCCUCUGCAGUUUUUCGCAAAACCGUGGGCUCCCUCACCCUGCUGCUGUGUCUGCUGAUACACGCGUUUUCCUUCUUUAGAAUGUACCAGGUCGCGCGCAACGCAGUGAUACCUUUCAACGCGAUUAACGUCACAGCGCGCAACACUGUGUUGUUUUACUGCGGGAUGCUGUUCCUGCAGCUGCUGCCGUUGCUCCUCAAAGUCGCGUCGGACGCGCUGUGGGAGUUUAGGGCACCGGUGGCGAUGAUGGUACAGUCCUCUCAGUCUCCCGGCCUCUGCAAAGUGAAGACCACCCCCACGGCGACUGCGCUUCAUAUAUCGCUGCUGGUUAUGCUCAUAGUGCCACCGUGCAUUAACCCGCUGGUCUAUGGACUGUGGAGUGUGGAGAUGAGGCAGGCGCUGACCAGCAGGUUGCGGUCGUGGACAGAGAGAAGGGCUAACGAGCGCGCGGCAGAGAGAAUAAGACUGGAACACGUGGCGCGUCGAAAUGGAGCUCAGGCGGGAUAA